GGUUAAGUUGUGAAAUGUACCCCUUAUGUGGAUAUAUGUAUGUAUAUAGACGAAAUAAGAUAUAUACACUUAUUUCGUCUUAAGCAUGCACGAAGAUUUAUUCGAAUAAUUGAAAAAUCUUAUCUAUUAAUGGUCAAAUGUGCGUGUCAUCAGGUGAUUGCGUACUACGGAGAUCGCAAUAACAACAUUUAACGCAAGGUUUUCGAUUUGUUUGUCACCUGAACGGGUAUCGUAAAUAUUAAGGUUAACUCAGAAGUGGUAAAUUAAAGUGACAAAAUUUCAAUGUGAUUAAAAGCCCAAUUAGAGGAAUCGUUUGGUAAACGAUGCGCUUGCAUUUUAAUAUCUGUGUGAUAAUUUCGUUGUUUUGUAUCAUACCUGUGAAACCGUGGCACUACGCAAACAAACAAAUAUCCCCCGUUAUACUUGUUCCAGGUGAUGGAGGCAGUCAAGUCGAAGCGAAACUCAAUAAAACAAUCACGGUGCAUUAUUUGUGCGAAAAGGUAUCCACAGAGUAUUUUAACAUUUGGUUGAACCUGGAAUUACUUGUACCGGUUAUUAUAGAUUGCUGGAUCGAUAACAUGAAAUUAAUUUACGACAACGCGACGAGAACAACAAGAAAUCAAGACGGCGUCGAUAUACGUAUACCAGGCUGGGGUGAUCCGUUCUACGUUGAAUAUUUGGACCCGAGCAAAGCUUCUCCCGGAGUAUAUUUUAAAGAUAUCGGUAACAUGUUGGUCGAUCAGCUCGGAUACGUUAGAAAUCAAUCUUUGCGUGGAGCACCUUACGACUUCAGAAAAGGACCCAAUGAAAACGACGAAUUUUUCAAUAAACUAAAGACAUUGGUUGAAGAAACGUACAAUGCGAACAAAGAAGUUCCCGUGACAUUGAUAGCUCAUAGUAUGGGUGGACCUAUGACGCUCAUAUUCUUACAACGUCAAAGUCAAAAGUGGAAGGACAAAUAUAUAAAUUCUCUGAUUACGCUUUCAGCUGUUUGGGGUGGCAGUGUCAAGGCUGUUAAAGUCUUCGCUAUUGGGGAUGAUUUAGGCGCGUACGUUCUACGCGAAGCUACUUUGAAAGACGAACAAAUAACUAGUCCUAGCUUAGGGUGGCUGUUACCAUCGAAAUUAUUUUGGAAAGAGACAGAAGUAUUGGUGCAAACCGAACAGAAAAACUACACGUUGUCCACCUUAAAAGACUACCUAAUAGAUAUAAAUGUUCCAAAUGCGUGGGAAUUCAGGAAAGAUAACGAAAAGUACCAACUAAAUUUUGCUGCUCCGGGUGUCGACGUACAUUGUCUAUAUGGGAGUGGUAUAGAUACAGUGCGAAAAUUAUACUAUAAACCUGGCACGUCGAUAGAAAGUACGCCUCAAUUAGUUCCCGGCGACGGUGAUGGCACUGUAAACAUAAGAAGUCUGGAGGCAUGCAAGUACUGGACGACGAAACAAAAACAAAAAAUUUAUUCCCAAGAGUUUCCCGGUAUAAAUCAUAUGGACAUUCUUCGAAAUAUUAAAGUUUUAAAUUACAUCAAAACAGUUUUACAAGUGUGAUUGUAUCAUCCAGGCUAAAUUCGCAAAUUGAAAUAAUAGAAGACUAAUGUACCAUGAUUACAAAAAAUAGUACUGUCCCUAUGUAUAGUGUAUAGAUAUUUGUAUUAAGUAAAGUCGAAUGUACAUAAUUAAUGCUAUAGAAUCCAAUUCUUAUCAGGAUUAUAUAUAGUUAGAAAGUAAUCGAUGUAUUUCCUACUUGUUUCGUACAUUUCAAGGUUUGAUAUUCUUUUUGCAUUUUUAUAUGUUUUCUUUGAUAUUGUAAAUAUA
Messenger RNA from Colletes gigas, 1814 nucleotides. RefSeq names its product phospholipase A2 group XV-like. The transcript is spliced from 8 exons. Gene Ontology annotation, biological process: lipid metabolic process. The coding region runs from base 324 to 1547 and encodes 407 amino acids. The record is from RefSeq and is a predicted model, not a curated record. NCBI's taxonomy places the organism in Eukaryota, Metazoa, Arthropoda, Insecta, Hymenoptera, Colletidae.